AUGGCCGGCGCCGUCGCCGCAUUCACCGUCGACGUCCUCGUCUAUCCGCUUGACACCCUCAAGACUCGCUACCAAAGCCAAGACUACCUCUCAACAUAUGGGACUUCUGGUCGGAAAGCACUGGCACCCAGGGGCCUGUACCAAGGGAUAGGGAGCGUGGUCCUGGCCACACUCCCGGCAGGUAUUGUUCCAACAAACGCUCGCCCUCAUCCAACGCGCAUGCUUACCUUUGCAGCCGGCCUCUUCUUCUCAACUUACGAAAAGGCCAAAACUGUCAUCGGCAGCCUUCCCCUGCAUCAAUCCCUCGUCCACGCAUCCGCCUCGGCGACCGCCGAACUGGCAUCGUGCCUGGUCCUUGCUCCCGCAGAAGUCAUCAAGCAAAACGCCCAGAUCCUCCGUGAGGACCGUACCAAAUCACGCACGUCUACGUCCCUUCAGGCCUGGCGACAACUUGCCGCUGGCGACGCGCCGAGGAGGCUGUUCACGGGGUACACGGCGCUUGUAGCGCGGAACUUGCCAUUCACAGCACUGCAGUUUCCGAUUUUCGAGCAUCUGCGCUCGUGGGCCUGGGAGAAGAGACGUCAGGGAGGCAGCAAGGAGAGGGGGCUCCUGGAGACGGGUUUGAUAGCGGGUGCGAGUGCGGGCGGCGCCGGGGCUGUCGCGGCAUGGGUCACCACGCCGAGUGAUGUGGUGAAGACGAGGAUGAUGCUCACGGCGGGCAAGUCGGAUCGUCGGAGCGGCGAGGGCGGAGGGAAGAAUGGGAGAGUGACCUCGUGGACGGUGACGAGGCAGAUCUACAAUGAGCGAGGGCUCGUGGGUUUCUUUCGCGGGGCGCUGUUCCGCUCUGGGUGGACGGCGUUAGGGAGUUCAUUGUACUUGGGGACGUAUGAUGGCGCCAAGCUGUGGUUGCGGAGGAGAAAGAGCGCUGUGGAUGGCGACGAUUUGACGGUGCUGUGA
Metarhizium acridum CQMa 102 is the source of this 957-nucleotide messenger RNA. RefSeq lists its product as uncharacterized. NCBI's taxonomy places the organism in Eukaryota, Fungi, Ascomycota, Sordariomycetes, Hypocreales, Clavicipitaceae. Gene Ontology annotation, cellular component: mitochondrial inner membrane. The record is from RefSeq and is a predicted model, not a curated record. Gene Ontology annotation, molecular function: S-adenosyl-L-methionine transmembrane transporter activity.